Molecule: messenger RNA, 1647 nt
Organism: Medioppia subpectinata
Lineage: Eukaryota; Metazoa; Arthropoda; Arachnida; Sarcoptiformes; Oppiidae
Source: the annotation of a GenBank genome assembly
AUGCACUCUAAGAUAGGCCAGAGUUUGUUUUUUAUUCCCGGCGACGAUAACUGGAAACGUGUGCGCUCUAUAUUGUCCCCCGUGUUUACAUCGGGUAAACUCCGGGCAAUGUUGGGACACAUCGGCGGUAUUUCCGACGGUUUGGUCGAGAAUUUGUCAAAAUUUGAGAAAAAAGGUGAAUCAGUAGAUAUGCGCAAACACGUGGGCGCGUUUGCAAUGGAUGUGAUCAGUGCCUGCGCUUAUGGCAUAGAUGUUAAGUCUAUUGAUAACCCCAACCAUCCGGUAGUCACAAACGCUUCAAAGAUAUUGAAUGCUGACGCGGGUAUUAGUGCUGCGUUAUCUUUAUUGGCACCGGGUAUUGCCAGAUUUUUUGAGCUAGAACCAUUUGACAUAAAAGCAACUGGAUAUUUUGAUCAAUUAACCAAGAAGAUAUUAAGCGAAAGAAAAAGCAACAAUAAAUAUGUUAACACUGAUAAAACCAAACGGCGGACAGAUUUUAUACAAUUAAUGAUAGACUCGGAAAUGUCAGACAAAGAGUCGGCAUAUUAUUCCGGUAAUGAACCGGAAGUGGACGACGAGUCCAUCGGUGGACAGUUGGCAAAGAAAGUUGUGGGAACCCUAACACCGGAUGAGAUGGUAGCUCAGGGUUUGCUGUUUUUCAUCGCCGGUUACGACACGACAUCCGCCGCCAUAACACAUGCCAUAUACUACUUGUCUGAACACAAAGAUUGUCAGCAAAUACUAUACAAAGAGUUAAAAACUUGCGAUGAGUUUACGUACGAAAAGUUAUCGCAACUGAAAUACUUGAACGCAGUUAUCAAUGAAACACUACGUCUCGCGCCUUCACUAACACGUGUUCGACGGGAAUGCCUUCAGAACUACAAACUCGGAAAUACAGGUAUUACAAUCCCAAAAGGGGCAACCGUUGAGAUCUUGCCGUACGCUUUGCACAGACAGGCAGACCUGUGGCCCAACCCUAACGACUUCAUACCCGACCGUUUCCUAAACCCAGUACACCAUCCGUACGCUUACAUACCCUUUGGUGGCGGACCCCGAGUAUGCAUUGGACAGAGGUUUGCUAUGCAAGAGAUGCGAAUGUGUUUGGCCAAGCUCAUACAUAAGUUUGAAUUCACCUUGGCACAACCACCAAAAAUCAAUUAUUUUAUUGGAUCCAUACUUAUGUCACCCAAAGAUCUGCUCGUUAAGCUCAAAGCUAGGGAUUAUCUAGCUUUCAACAUAAACACGAUUAUUAUCAAAAUAGAACUAUUACUGCGGCGGCGAUUCACUUACUGGUCUCGCCAGGGUGUGCCGGGACCAAAAUACAUUGAGUACAGGGGAUUUACGAAUGUACACCACGAGCACACACUGGAGGCCGUCAAUAAAUAUGGCAGAGUGUACGGCGCGUACUCAUUCACGGGCACACAUUUGGUAUUGAACGAACCUGAUCUGCUCCGAGACGUUAUGGUGAAAGACUUUCACGUGUUUCCCAAUCACAAAAUAUUCCACCUUGGUAGCUCCAAAAUUGACCAGAGUCUGUUUUUCCUACCGGGUGAUGAUAACUGGCGACGCGUGCGCUCUAUACUAUCGCCGGUGUUUACAUCGGGUAAACUCCGGGCGAUGUUGGGACACAUCGGCGGCAUUUCCGAC